CUCCUAGGAACACACUAUAUAAGGCGGCCAGUCCGGGCUCUCGGUACACGCGUUUCCAACUUCGGUUGGUGUGUGUCGAAGAAUCCUGACUGCGAGCUGAGGAAAGCGACCCAGCCAGCGGGGAGAAGGUCCACCGAGCCUCGCCGAGGUCCGCUGUGCGGGCUGCGGUCCGGAGUCUCUCCGGACCGCGGUCAACCAGUGGACCGUCGCCGGGCCAGGUGUGGGACCCCGCCGUCUCCGUGACCGUUCCUGUCAUCGCAGAGGAGUCCUCGCGUGAACCAAGAAGCGGAGACCCCGAGUGCCCCAGAAUACUGGGCACUCUUCCACCAUGGCCGAGGCGGCGGCAGGUGGUUCCUGCCCGCCCCCUCCUCCUCCUCCUCCCCCCAACAACAACAACAACAACAACAAGCCCCCAGGCAGGCAGUCCAGGCAGGCCCGCAGGAGCAACCGUCGUCUCCGCUACCGGCCCGACGUGGGAAUUGACUCCGAACCCGAAGAGCCUCAGACCCAGGCCUCUGGAAGCAGUGAAUCUGAAUCCGAGCUGCAAGGCGCUGCAGCAGCCGCUGAUCCACUCUUUUACGUCGAUGAAGAAUCCCUGCAAUACCUUCCUGAGAAGUUUGACGGCAACCCCGACGCGGUGACCCCGUUCAUCGCCCAGUGCCAGAUCUUCAUGGAGAAGAGCACCCGAGAUUUCUCAGUUGAUCGCAACCGUGUGUGCUUCGUGACAAGCAUGCUGCUCGGCCGAGCUGCCCGCUGGGCUACUGCCAAGCUGGAACGAUGCGGCUACCUGAUGAACAACUACCGUGCCUUUAUGAUGGAGCUGAAGCACGUCUUUGAAGACCCUCAGAGGCGUGAAGCUGCCAAACGCAAGAUCAGACGUCUGCGCCAGGGCAUGGGCACUGUUGGAGAAUACGCCGGUGCAUUCGAGUCGAUUGCCCAGGACCUGGAUUGGAACGAGAGCUCCCUGGUUGACCAGUUCCUCGAGGGCCUCAACACAGACAUCCAUUCCGAGCUGACCCGCCGCACCGAGGUUCCCACCAACCUCAAUGAUCUCAUCCGACUCUGCCUCCACAUCGAGAGGAGGCUGGCCCGUGCUGCUGCCGAGGCUGCUAACAAGCCCCGCGCCGACCCACCCCGCGCCCUGGUGGCGCCCCAGAGCCACCAGGCUGAUCCCACCGAGCCCGUCGGAGGUGCCCGCAUGCGCCUCACCCAGGAAGAGAAGGAGCGCCGCCGCAAGCUCAACCUGUGCCUGUACUGCGGCAGCGGAGGCCACUACGCCGACAACUGCCCCGCCAAGGGCUCCAAGAAUUCACCGUCGGGAAACUCCCCGGCCCCGCUGUAGAGGGACCUUCAGCGACUGGGCCGGAAAGAACAAGGUCCCCACCCCCCGAGGCUCCGACCGCGCACCUGCAGGUGAUGCUCCAGGUCCAUAUCCCGGGCAGACACACCCUGUUCGUCCGAGCUAUGAUCGACUCUGGCGCCUCCGGCAACUUCAUCGAUCAGGACUACGUCAUCCAAAACGGGAUUCCUCUAAGAAUCAAAGAGUGGCCAAUCAUGGUGGAAGCAAUCGAUGGGCAUCCCAUAGCCUCGGGCCCAAUCGUUCUGGAAACACACCACCUGAUUGUUGACCUGGGUGACCACCGCGAAGUACUGUCUUUUGACGUGACGCAGUCUCCGUUCUUUCCCAUCGUCCUGGGAGUUCGUUGGCUGAGCACGCACGACCCGCACAUCACCUGGAGCACCCGCUCCAUCGUCUUCAACUCCGAUUACUGCCGAUUCCGCUGCCGGAUGUACUCCCAGGUACCUCCCGCGCUGCUGUUCCCGGUGCCCCACCCACCGCACCCUCCGUUCUUCUACCACACGGAUGGAUACCGAGUUUACCACCCCGUGAGGUACUACUACGUUCAGAAUGUAUACACGCCAGUGGAUGAGCACGCCUACCCGGGUCAGCGGCUGGUUGACCCUCACAUCGAAAUGGACCCCGGAGCACACAGCGUUCCCGGCGGACACGUGUACUCCUUGUCUGAAACCGAGAUGGCUGCCCUGCGAGAGUUCGUGGACAGGAACGUGAAGAAUGGACUCAUGACCCCCACCGUCGCUCCCAACGGAGCCCAGGUCCUGCAAGUGAAGCGAGGAUGGAAACUCCAGGUCACUUACAACUGCCGAGCUCCACACAACUGCACAGUCCAAAAUCAGUACCUUCGGAUGUCUCUUCCCAACGCGGGAGACCAGGCGCACCUGGCAAACUACAGUGAAUUUGCCCCUCACGUUCACGGGUACCACCACCACCACCACCACUACCACCACCACCACCACCUCCCCGCCUAUGCGACCUACGCAGGCCACCACAUGAUGUUUGCGUGGUACCCAGUGGGGCGAGAUAUACACGGAAGAAUGAUCCUCACGCCUGUUGUGAUCACCUGGUGCCCACAUGGGUACCACCAUCAUCCUCACCCAGUACCCCAGUAUCCUCCUCCGCAGCCACCACCCCCGCCUCCGCCCCCGCCGCCCCCGCCGCCCCCGCCGCCUCCAUCCUACAGUACCUUGUAAAUACCUACAGUGUCCUUCGGAGAGACUCUGCCCUCUGCUUUCUCCUGUGUAGCUUCUCAAUCAGUGACUGUGUGCUACCGGAUCUUCAGGCCACUUCAGGCACAAAGGCACACGGGGCUAAAGUCAGUUUUCCACCUUGACUGCCAAUGGACUCUAAGUUGACAAGGCCUGGCCUGGGUUUUACGUCUCAAUCGCCGGCUGCCAAACUUCUUUACAGAGAAGCUGAUGCAAACACAGGACAUGCUGAUUUCUUACAGAGGGGGAAAAGAGGAGGAGGAGGACACGACCCGCCCCUACGGGCGCCUUACUGAAGGAAGCCACACUUGCUGGUGCAGCAUGGAAAGGCUUCCGUGAUUCUCUUGCUGCACCCUCUGGAACUUCACCAUCUUCAGACUCCAUCUUCAUGGUUCCGUUAAUUUUCAAGGAGCAGCAACUUGACUGGUUCUUUGCAACACGAAACACCUCAGCUUGAAAAGGAAGUGCUUUCUUAGAUAGACUUGUGAGUGUGCCUUCGCAUUCUGGUGCAGAUCACAUGUACCCAAGAACUCUGGUGUUGACACAACAUCUUACCAUCAUCAUACCAGCAGUGUCUGCCUCCACAUGCAUGGGGCAUCCCAUCAGCCUGUAUCGUGAGGAUGUUUAGAGAGGGGAAAUGAUUUUGCACCCAGAUCCACACUCCCAUCGUACAAGAUGUAUUUGAAGAAGAAUUAGAGCACUGGACAUCAACUUGAAGAUACUGGCUUUUUAAGAAUGAGGUCUUUUGCUACUACCUUGAAACAUUUGUCUAACCUCUUUCUGUUUGAUUCUCCACUACUGCCAUUAAGCCUGCUGCAGGAUUUGUCACCUUCCUGCCUGACUGCUGACUCCAUUUUGCUGCCAAGCACGGAGAUGAAAGAGGCAGGCCUGACGGAGCAUGUGUUUCAGCACAGUCUCCAGUUGCCAAACAGUUUGAGCAGUAGUGGUUAUUGUUUUGUCUUAAUGGUGAAGUUUCCUUUUCCUUGCAUGUUUAAGUAGUUCAGUAGUUUUUUUUUCUUUUAAGUAUGUUAUUUUCAAGUGUUGGCUAUGCUUUCAGAAUUUCCAUUGAAUUACAAAGUACUAUCCGUACAAUACAAUCUCAGUUCUAUCAGUUCGGCCUUUAAAAUUCACACACACACACACACACACACACACACACACACACACACACACACAAGGAUAUAAAAAUCCAAAAAAGAAACCUAAUUGACUAUUGUUUUUUUGUUCAAUGGGAUCAGAAAGCUGGUCAGUUGUCAUGUGUUUUACAUUAAUUACUUUUAAAUGGUGCAUUUGUGCUUCUGAUUUUUUGUGAAGCAUCACUUCAGUUUACCUCAGAACUCAAUUCCAUCCUUCAUUCAUUUUAAUUGAUUUGACUUCAAGCUGCAGAGUACCUAGAAGUGGGUCAUCAUCUGCAGCCCUGGCAUGGACACACGGACAUUUGCCACAACUGCAAGCAAGUAUUUGGAGAAGCAGUCAGGGAGGACAUGCUGGUGUGACUUCACACCUCACAGACAAUAUCCCUGACACACAUUGGAUUGUUUUGUGAAGCUUGCCAAUGACUUUCGGCAGUGUGUCCUAUGCUCUGUUCCUAUAUAUACUAGCUAUAAAUGUUAGGUGUUAAGGAUAAGUAAUCUUCAAUUUGCUCUAUAAUGCUGAAAUUUUGUUAAGUUUCCUUUUAGUUUUUUAGGUUUGUUAAGUUUCCUUUUAUUUUGCUUCUGUUGAUCAAAUUUAUAUUAAUCGUUCUUUUUAUUUUUUCUUUUAUUUGGCAUUUCCAACAAAAAUGCCUUUAUUCAUUUAUUAGGAAAGAAAGAUAAGUUGGAAAAGGAGGAAAAUACAAAUUGACAAAAUUAACUAAUUGACUGUAGGCCCAAAUUUUUAUUUUUCAUUAAUUAAUGAUGAAGGGGAUGUGAGAGUUCCUAUUGCUCAUCAUGAAGGUCAUCAUGAAGAGUCAGUUUAGUUUGAACCUGGAGGCAUUUGACUGAGAUACUAAUUUGAAAUGGGCAUCUGUAUGGUGCAGUCUAGACUUGUGUUUAAGUUUGCAGGUACUUCCUGGACUCCUGAACUGAUCUGGCUGUCGCACAUCAUCAGCAUCCCGCAUCCCGCACAGUUACGAGAUUGGCACCAGAGAGCACCCUGUUGGAGAGGCCUGAGCCGUCAUGAAGGACCACCUGCAGAAGAGAAGUGUCUGCAGGAACCGUGCUACAUAUUCAGCUGGAGAGGGAACACGCAUCUGAUGGGAAUGGAAGCUUUUGCUUGUCUCAGAUUGUAGAAUGUUUUUGAGUUGAUUUUGAAUGUUGCAUUGUUUUUCUUUUUUUCUAUAGUCAAUUAAGUAAUAGGGGCUACAUAAUCAUUAAGAAUUUUAGGCUGGGAGGGACUAUUAAGUAAUUUAGGUGGGUGGGUAAGUUAGGGGAUAAGUUAGGAUAAGAUAGGAUAAGUUAGGAUAAGAUAGGAUAAGUUAGGAUAAGAUAGGAUAAGAUAAGAUACAACAAGAAGUGGACACGUGUACUUAUUUGUCACUCUUACCCCUCCCUACAACCUUACCUUUAAGAUUCUACUCAGAGGGAACUGCAGGGAAAUUAACAUUUUAUAAGUGAAUUGGACAUAGAUAAAAUUCUAGUGAAACUUCAAAGAUGAUUAGAUUAAUCUAAUAAAGGCCCUAGGAAUUAACUCCAGGGAUAGAUUGUGAGUAAACCCUGAGAGAGCUACCAAAUGAUAGGCAUCAUUGAGAAACUGUUACUGGAAUAAAGUUUGCAAUGUAAUGUUUGUAAUAUGUCAAAUGAUAAAUAUGCAUGGAAAUUGGAAGAAAGUGAUGAAUAAAAGCCAUCGUUAAUUCCUUGUCAGUAACCCUCUUUCUCUCCUCUCCCCUCCCCUCCCUUCCCCUCCCUAACCCAUCCCUUCUUCCCUUCCCCCUCCCAACCCCACCCUUCAAACAAUAUUACUGUAUACUUUUUACUAUAUUACUCAUACUGUAUUAAUGUUACAAUAAAUUUGAAUAAAUAAAGACUUAGUGGUUAAGGCAAA
Messenger RNA from Mesocricetus auratus (golden hamster), 5586 nucleotides. It is a transcript of the gene Peg10, whose product is annotated as paternally expressed 10. The record is from RefSeq and is marked reviewed. Gene Ontology annotation, cellular component: cytosol. NCBI's taxonomy places the organism in Eukaryota, Metazoa, Chordata, Mammalia, Rodentia, Cricetidae. Gene Ontology annotation, molecular function: nucleic acid binding; zinc ion binding.